AUGACGGCAAUCGAGGUAGCCAAGUCGGCGACGGGCGAAGGAGUUGCUUAUAAUUGCAAAUUUCUGCAGGGUCGUUUGGAGGCCGCACGCAGAGCCGCGGAACAUCAAACAACAUCAACGAAGUCGACUGACGACCACACGGAGCUAGAGACCACACGAUUAGACUGUUUGACUCCUAACACAAGCAGUAGAAGUCCGCUAUCAUCAGCAGCUGCAGAUUCCCCACAUCAGACGGAGCCGAAAGUAGCAGUCGAUGAGGCAGAAACUCUGAUCUCCACGAUGGAGGCGAAAUUGGCUGAGCGAUUAGAUUCUGGCUCACUGAACGUUACGGGCCAGACAACAUGCGGUGACGGUAAGUUUGAACAGACAGAAUUUGCCGAACGAAUCGUGGUAUGGUUACUCGAUCACGACGAUAUGAGUUGUGACUUCUCCAAGAUGUCCGAGGCUCAAGCAUCGAAAGUCAUGUCAGCUGUGUUUCUUCGCGGGAAACGUGUGGAGGCAGCUGACCUGUACGAGUGGACUCUGCCGACGGGAAAAAAAGUGAAGAGAUGCGCAACAAGUACAAGUAGAGGUACACCGGCUGCGAAUUCAUCGUGUUCUAAAGAGUCACCAGAAGUUAAGGCUGUUGGAAGCUCCUGCAUUUUCCAUUAAAUCUUUGUUUGAGAGUGAGUCGACCCUUUUUCGCUUUAGUAAAAACUUGAUUAAACGAAACUAAAUGUAAAUAGGGGGGCUUCUACUUCUAGACGCCUUAGAUUGAUGACAUACCUGUCAGUAGGACGAACAAAUAUUAAUAUCUACGAUUUCAAUGAGCGUGACCUUUUCGCUCUCGUUGUUCUCCACUUCUACCAUUGUGGGGAUUCAGGACGAAAUAAUUCCGUAUUAUGGUGCGCCUCCACAGUUUUUUGGAAAGAUUACUGUGGCGAAGAGCAACUUUCUGACGCACUUUGAGGCAGCGACUCGUGAGAAGGGUUUCGGCAGCAAGCAGUGCAAGAGCAACGGCGUCAAGUUUGAUCAGAAGCUGUGCAAGGUUCCCAUAUUACGUCCUCCACUAACAUCCCUGGUCUUUUUUCAAGUAGAAAAUUGGGGAAGGAUCAUGUAUGUUCUAAAGAAUGUAAGGUGGAAAGCUUUGAUCAUAACCAUACAGAAUUGCGAAGAAAGACGCACGGAAAGCUCAAGAUUCAGUGGGUGCAUGUUUGAUCUGGAUCUAUGCCUCUGACUCUGGUGCGCCUCUCGCAAUGCCACUCACAAUAUCGCCUUCCAUUCCAAUUUUACUUACAUCAGAAAGAGAGUUUAUUCUCACCGAGAAGAUCUUCGUGAAGGUUUACUUUCUUUAUAUAGAAUGGAUUUUCUCAGCUUGUCCCUUUCCCGUCUAAAAAGAAAGACAGAGGUGGACUUCAGAGUUGCGUCCUUUUCCUCCCCCG
Amoebophrya sp. A25 is the source of this 1421-nucleotide messenger RNA. The record is from the annotation of a GenBank genome assembly. Lineage: Eukaryota; Dinophyceae; Syndiniales; Amoebophryaceae.